Molecule: messenger RNA, 7344 nt
Organism: Doryrhamphus excisus (bluestripe pipefish)
Lineage: Eukaryota; Metazoa; Chordata; Actinopteri; Syngnathiformes; Syngnathidae
Source: RefSeq, a predicted model, not a curated record
AAAAACUAUCUGGGUUUUUACAUUUUAAAAGUAAUACUGAUAUAAAAUGUGACAAUUCUAGCCAAAAUGUUAACAAUGAAUAUCCAGAUUAACUUUUAUUUAAACAAUGAUCUAAAAAGCAUGAACAUAUAAAGAAACUCCCACAAUUAGAGUCGUAAAUAUUUACAACCCAACAUUCCUAUUUAACCUUUUUAGCACAAUGCUCAUCAUCAUGGCAUAAGCAGGGUCAAAGGCACCACUGAAUGUAUUUUCAGUCACAUAGAAGCACUUGAACUAUUCCGCUUGGUUUUCCUCAAAAGCACAUUAAAUGCUUUCGGUUAGGAGCUGAAUACAUAAUUAAUACUUCAUUAUGGAGUAUAAUGGCAGUAAAAAUACAACUCAUGCAUUUACAUUUAGCAAACAUCACUUCCUUCAACGCGACUCAUUUAAUAAGCCAAUACAUACUAUAUAUCCUAAUAGUAUUGUAUAAGUAUUAAGUGUUAUGUUGUCCUGUGUACUGUAGCCAUAGCAACAUUGAAAGAGUGCACACUGGACAUAACAUUAGGAACACCUUCACAUCUAAUAAGGGCCAUCCAUGCAGUAUUCCCUCGUUUAUUGCGGAUAGGUUCCCAAAAUAACCUGCAACAAGUGAAAUCUGCUAAAUAGCCAACCUUAUGUUUUUUUGCAAUUACUAUACAUACAGUAUAUGUUCAAACACAGUAAAACCCCUGACUUUUAAACUUUAUACACUUUUAUACACUCAAACAGGCACACUCGUUUAAACACUAUCAAGGUUCAAAUUUCGACAUAAAAAAUGACUCACAGCUCUAACGUUUUAGUAUCGUUGUUAAAACAUAUAGCUCCUGGUGUAGUGUUUUACUCCUUGUGGUACCCCAAGAACUGAAAAUUUAUUUACAGUAUUAUUCCAUAAUGGCGUCCUAGCUAAGAUCGCUAGCAAAGAGAAACAUAGCAGUGGCACGUGAAGGAGCUUGACUGACAAUGGGCAACAGCCAAUCAGAAUGCAGAACAUAAUGAGCGGGUUCUCCCUUAGCCAAUCAGGACUGUUGAGGGUGUCGACACAUACAGAGACAUGCCCGGACAUAUACACCCUCUACUGGUAGCAGUAGUAAAUAUAACAACACACAUACAACAGAGCACCUAGAUCCUCUUAUACGUUGUUAAAAAUAUGCAAAAUUGCGAGGGAACACUGUAUUACUAAUAGUUUGACUAUUUUACGGAUUACAGAUCAGGUGUUCCUAAUGAAGUGUCUGGUCUGUGUACAUGGCAACAGGCGCUGGGCGGAGUCCCGAUGCUGAAUUCAAUUAGCAUUAGCAUUCAAUUAGAACAUUCAUCCGGAGUCCAAAUGUGAGCUAAAGUUAUAUCAAGUGACAAACGUGCAUGCUUCGUGUGAAUCUAUAAAGCUUUCGUAACUCCUACAAGACUCCAAAAUCAAACAAAACAAAGGACGUCCUUCAAAGCUGAAACUCUUCUAUCACACAUCCAUUCCAUGGUGAGGGUCUGAAAGAUAUUGUGGUGCAUUGUCAGACGUACCAACUUGAGAAGAAUGACCCCCCAGCUCAGCUCCACCAGGAGACUGACGGUUUUAUUCAACAGGGUCCCUUUUGGGGAGCACGGCGGCAUUGAAGAGAUGGGAUAAGAGAUGAAGAUGAAAUUGAGCACCAACAGGACAGGAUGGAGGACGAGGGGAACAACAAGAAGGAAAAAAGACUCCUGAUCCAGUUGAUGACAGUGUUUAUGGUAUGAGGACGGUUGUUUGGCAGAGACCAGAAUGUGUGAGGAGCCCCAGGGACACACCUGGUGUGUCUCCACCCAUCCAAGGACAUUUCACCAGCCUCUAUUUCCCAUGGUUCUUUCAGCCUGAGGGCGAGCCACACAGCACAAGUUUGCAGUACCGGGCGUGAGGAUGUUAUCUCGGGAUUAUUUGUGGGCUCCACUGGUGUUGCUGGUUGUUGUUGUUUCCCAUUUCCCAAGUAAAGCACAGGAUCAAGUUCCACCUCCGAGGAGGCUGCGUUUCAAAGCGUUGAACUCCAACACCCUGCUCGUCACCUGGAAGGAGCCCAAAGGAGACUUUGACAGCUACCUGUUCCUCUACAACAGCAUACCAGGUGGUCAUCAGCGGGAGAUCAUCAUAUCAAAAAGUGACAGUAAAGUGUUGAUAACCGACUACGACCCGUCCAAGGACUACAUCAUCAGCGUCAUUUCAGUCAGGGGCAGCACUCAGAGUAAACCACUGCAGGGCAGACAUAAAGCUGAGACAGGCAAAGGCGAUGGAGGAGUCAAAAACGAGCCGCAGCGCCUGACUGAUGCGUUCGGUCUUCCUGAAGACGUCAAUGAGAUCUCCGGAGACCAGUUUAUAUGCCACACUGAGUCCAGAGCAGACAUCGUGAUCCUGGUAGAUGGCUCCUGGAGUAUCGGGAGACUCAACUUCCGGUUGGUGCGCAUGUUCCUGGAAAAUCUGGUCAACGCCUUUGACGUGGGCAUCGAUAAGACCAGGAUAGGACUGGCUCAGUAUAGCGGUGAUCCAAGGAUGGAGUGGCACCUGAAUGCUUUCACCACUAAAGAUGCUGUUCUCGAUGCUGUGAAGAACCUUCCUUAUAAAGGAGGAAACACUCUCACAGGCCUUGCACUGUCCUACAUCUUGGAGAAUUGUUUCAAGCCUGAGUCUGGUUCCCGUGUUGGUGUCCCUAAGAUUGGGAUCCUCAUCACCGAUGGGAAAUCUCAGGAUGAUGUUAUCCCACCUGCAGAAAGCCUGCAAAAAGCUGGGGUUGAACUGUUUGCAAUCGGUGUGAAGAAUGCUGAUGAGAACGAGCUACGCUCCAUCGCCUCCGAGCCGGACGACACUCAUGUAUAUAAUGUAGCUGACUUCAACUUUAUGAGCUCCAUCGUGGAAGGACUGACCAGAACAGUUUGUGAACAAGUGGAGCAGCAAGACAAGGACAUCAAGCAACAACAGCCACCAGAGAGGAUUGGACCACCGUCAGACCUGUUGACAUCAGAGAUUACAGCCAGAAGCUUCAGAGUGACAUGGAACCACGCCACUGGGAAUGUGGAGAAAUACAGAGUGGUCUAUUUUCCUGCUCCAGGAGGACAACCACAGCAAUCCGUGGUAGACGGCCAUGACACCUCGGUGGUGUUGCAGCAUCUCAACUCGCAGACCGAAUACCAGCUGUCUGUGUUUGCUGUGAAUGAAAAUGACGCCAGUGAACCACUGAGAGGAUCGGAAACAACUCUGGCUCUUCCCACGGUGACGGGUCUCCAGCUGCUUGAUGUGACUCAUAACAGCAUGAAAGCACGAUGGAAGAGUGUGGAGGGAGCGUCGGGCUACAUGUUGCUUUAUGCACCGCUCACCGAUGAAGGCGACUUGGGGGAGAAGGAGGUCAAAGUGUCCGAUGCAGUGACAGAGAUGGAGUUGGAUGGUCUGAUCCCACACACCGAGUAUACCGUCACUGUUUAUGCUAUGUAUGGAGAGGAGGCCAGCGACCCCAUUGCAAAUCAGCAAACUACGCUACCGCUGAGUCCUCCCAGUAACCUCCAGUUCUCUGACAUCACCCACAACUCAGCACGCAUCAGCUGGGACCCCUCGGGAAGAGGAGUUACGGGUUAUCGCAUCAUGUGGGUCAAGACAGACGGGCAGGUCGCAGAGGAGGUGGAAGUUGGGCCUGUGAACUCAUAUGACCUGAGUGGACUGGCAUCGCUGAUGGAGUACUCGGUAGCUGUAUUUGCUCUGUAUGACGAGGGCCAGUCAGAUCCACUCAAUGAUGGAUUCACAACAACUCCAGUUCCAGGUCCUCAACACUUCCAUUCCAGCGAUGUCCGUCCAGACAGUUUUCGGGUCAUUUGGGACCACUCAGCCGAUGGCAUCAUCGUCUACAGACUCUCCUGGGCUCCAUCCACCGGUGGCGACACAAAGGAGGUGGUGCUAAGUGGAAGUGCUAACCAAUACGCUUUGACUGAUCUACGCCCCUCCACUGAGUAUGAAGUGAUGUUGACGGCAGUUUUCAAAGACCAAUCAGAGAGCGACACUGUCUCUGUCACAGAGACCACAUUGGCCAAGACGGUAACGAUCGCCACCACAACCUCAGCACCCCGUCAAGCAGUGAGAAACCUUCAGUUGAGCGAAGAGACCACCCAGAGCCUGGAGGUAUCAUGGGAGAUGGAUGACCCACGUGUGGAGCGCUACAGGGUGUCCUAUGCCAGCCUCGGGGGCCAUCCCAGAGAACAGACGGUGUUAGUUCCUGGCGGUCAGAAAAGUGCACUGCUGGAGUCGUUACUUCCUGACAGCCGGUACACAGUCAAGGUCACGCCAGUGUACACUGAUGGAGUCGAUGGCAUCAGCGUGUCAACACAAGGCAGCACAUUACCCCUCUUGCCUCCUGAAAACCUCCGUGCAUCGGAGGAGUGGUACAACCGUUUCAGGGUGACCUGGGAUCCGCCACAAGCUCCUGCUGUGGGCUACAAGAUCACUUACCAGCCAGUCUAUGUACCAGGACCAGUCUUGGACACGACUGCGGGUGAAAAUAUAAACUCGGUUCUCCUGAUGAACCUUCUAAGUGGUACAGAGUACAGCGUCCAUGUGACUGCAUCCUACCCUGCAGGACAAAGCGAACCACUGCUCGUGAAUGCCAAGACACUGUUCCUGGGUGUCUCUGGCUUGACCGUCUACCAGGUGCGACCCAACAGCAUAUGUGUGCAAUGGCAGCCUCAUUUGCACGCUACUUUAUACAGAGUCUCCAUCCAGUCUACUCUCAACAGUCAGAGGCAGGAAGUGAGCCUUGGGGGCGGGGCUUCCCGACAAUGCUUCUACGACCUUGUUCCAAGCAGCCAAUAUGAGAUCAGCGUUCAUGCGCAGAUGCAGGAAACGGAAGGACCUCCCGUUUCCAUCACGGACAUGACAUUGCCUGUACCCACUCAGGCUCCGACUGAACCCCCUGCUACGGAGCCCCCGCCCACCAUCCCACCUGCUAAAGAAGUAUGCAAAGAGGCCAAAGCUGACCUAGCGUUCCUGGUGGAUGGUUCCUGGUCCAUUGGAGACGACAACUUCAUGAAGAUCACAAAUUUCCUAUACAGCACCAUCGGAUCUUUGGAUCAGAUCGGAACUGAUGGCACCCAGGUGGCCAUUGCUCAGUUCAGUGACGAUGCUCGGACAGAGGUCCAGUUGAGUUCCCAUGGCAACAAGGAAGCGCUGCUGGAAGCGAUUCAGAGGAUCAGAUACAAGGGAGGCAACACAAAGACAGGCCGAGCCAUCAAGCAUGUGAAGGAGUCCAUUUUCACGUCAGAUGCUGGAGUCAGGAGGGGGGUACCCAAAGUCCUGGUUGUCCUCACUGAUGGACGUUCACAGGACGAUGUGAAUAAAGUGUCCAAGGAAAUGCAAAUGGAGGGAUACAUCAUAUUUGCAAUCGGCUUUGCGGAUGCAGAUUACGGAGAACUAGUCAACAUAGCCAGUAAGCCUAGCGAUAGACAUGUCUUCUUCGUGGACGAUUUGGAUGCCGUGAAGAAAAUCGAGGAGCAGCUUAUUACUUUUGUCUGCGAAGCCGCCACUGCAACUUGUCCAUCUAUUUUGAUGAGCGGAAACGCCAUGGCGGGUUUUCGUAUGAUGGAGAAGUUUGGCCUGGUGGAGAAGGAGUACAGCACCAUAUCUGGAGUUUCUCUGGAGCCAGGCUCGUUCAAUAGCUACCCGUGUUACCGGUUACACCGCGAUGCCAUGGUGUCCCAACCCACCAAGUACCUCCACCCUGAAGGCUUACCUUCUGAGUACACCAUCUCCAUGAUGAUGCGCCUGCUUCCUGAGACGCCGCAGGAGCCCUUUGCAUUGUGGGAAAUCCUCAAUAAAGACAGCGAGCCAUUGGUGGGACUCAUACUGGAUAGCUCUGGGAAGAGUCUGACAUUCUUCAACUAUGACUACAAAGGAGACUUUCAGACUGUCACCUUUGAAGGAACUCAAAUAAGAAAACUUUUCCAUGGCAGUUUCCACAAGCUGCAUGUAACCAUCAGCAAGACGGCGGUGAAGGUUGUGUUGGACUGUACUGCCGUUGGGGAAAAAGGCAUCGAUGCAGCUGGGAACAUCACCACGGAUGGUGUGGAGGUCUUGGGGCGCAUGGUGCGGUCUCGAAACCGACGGAGCAACUCUGCCCCGUUCCAGCUCCAGAUGUUUGACAUCAUCUGCAGUACUUCCUGGGCCAGCAGGGAUAAGUGUUGUGAACUGCCAGCUAUGCGUGUUGAAGAGGACUGCCCCUCAAUGCCUCACUCCUGUACCUGUUCCCAAGACAGCAAAGGACCCCCAGGACCAUCCGGGCCCCCUGGUGGUCCAGGCAUAAGGGGGGCACGAGGAGACCGAGGGGAACCUGGAGUGACGGGACCUCAUGGGCCUGUGGGAGAGAUUGGCCCUAUUGGACCACCCGGACCACCAGGUCCUCAGGGACCCAGUGGUCUUUCUAUUAAAGGACCCCCGGGGCCUGCUGGGGAGAAGGGAGAGCAAGGAGAGAUCGGUGCAGCUGGGCCAACGGGUGUUCCUGGAAGCCAAGGUUCCCCCGGUAGAGACGGCCCCCCAGGAGCGAGGGGUCUGCCAGGUAACAACGGACCUCAGGGCCGACAAGGACCACCGGGGCCUCUUGGAGCCCCUGGUGCCCCUGGUGCUACAGGACCGAAUGGGUCAACAGGACCCCAAGGGAAUCAAGGACUUCCUGGUCCUGCUGGUAUCAAAGGAGACAAAGGAGAAAGAGGUGACGUGCAGUCCCAAGCAGCCGUGCGUGCCAUCGCACGCCAAGUAUGUGAGCAGCUCAUUCAGAACCAUUUGUCCCGUUACAACUCCGUCCUCAACCAAAUCCCAGCCCAGUCAGCCAUUUCGGUGCGUACCGUGCCCGGACCGCCUGGUGAACCCGGUAGAAGAGGCCCCCCGGGACCUCAGGGAGAACAAGGGUCAACCGGCAGGCCUGGUUUCCCUGGUUCUAACGGGCAGAGCGGACGACCAGGAGACAGAGGUCUGCCUGGAGAGAAGGGCGAGAGGGGGAGUCCAGGUGUUGGAAAUCAGGGGCCGAGAGGACCCCCCGGACCCCCAGGGUUGCCAGGUGAGGGGCGUACAGGCAGCCAGGGUCCUCUCGGUCGGCCUGGUAACCCGGGGUCACCAGGGAGGCCGGGCAACCCAGGCUCCGCAGGACCAUCUGGACCCCCGGGAUAUUGUGACCAGAACUCCUGUUUGGGAUAUAAUGUUGGAGUUCAACAGGACUAUGGCAAUGAUUACUGAGGAGCGUCCCCCCCCCCCCCCCCCCUCCCCCAGUCCUCCUGCCCGUGCGUCCUGUAAAGUCAAAGACAAGACUUCCAAGCAUUUUAAACUGCAGGAACUGCUUG